Molecule: messenger RNA, 2480 nt
Organism: Pipistrellus kuhlii (Kuhl's pipistrelle)
Lineage: Eukaryota; Metazoa; Chordata; Mammalia; Chiroptera; Vespertilionidae
Gene: ATP1B1
Product: ATPase Na+/K+ transporting subunit beta 1
Exons: 6
Coding region: 494-1405 (303 amino acids)
Biological process (GO): potassium ion import across plasma membrane; sodium ion export across plasma membrane; intracellular potassium ion homeostasis
Cellular component (GO): sodium:potassium-exchanging ATPase complex
Molecular function (GO): ATPase activator activity
Source: RefSeq, a predicted model, not a curated record
UAGGAAAGGUAGAGCGCGCUCCCUGCGUCGCCGUCUUGCUGGGCGCCCGUCCUUGUGUCCGUCCUUCCCGCUGACUUUCUCCGGCCCCGGCCGUCUCCGCAGAGGUCACCGGAGGCGGGGGCCCCGUUCGCGCUCCCAGAGGCAGCGGGAGAGGCAGCCGCGGGCUCCCGGAGCCCCCCGAGCUCCUCCAAGGGCAGGAGGAGCGGGUGGUGGACCAGAGAGAGCCCGUGAGCAGCCGCGUGCCCGCCAAUAGGUGCGGGGCUCGGAGCCGCGCAGCCCGCGGUCCCUCCGCCCCUCCCUCCUCCCUCCGCCCCCGCCGCCUCCCCCUCGCGCUCUCCCGCUCCCGCUCCUCCGCGGCGCGCCUGGCACUCGGAGCGCCGCAGCGGCAGCGGCGGGUGCAGCUGCACAGACCCCGGCCGGCGCCGAGCGGAGCAGGGCGCGCGCCGCAGUCCCCCGCACGCAGCCCCGCGGCAGCCGCUGCUGAGCCACCACCAUGGCCCGCGGAAAAGCCAAGGAGGAGGGCGGCUGGAAGAAAUUCAUCUGGAACUCGGAGAAGAAGGAGUUCCUGGGCAGGACCGGCGGCAGCUGGUUUAAGAUCCUUCUGUUCUACUUGAUCUUUUACGGCUGCCUGGCCGGCAUCUUCAUCGGGACCAUCCAGGUGCUGCUGCUCACCAUCAGCGAAUUUAAGCCCACCUACCAGGACCGCGUGGCCCCGCCAGGACUGACGCAGGUCCCUCAGAUCCAGAAGACGGAGAUCUCCUUCCACCCCAGCAAGGCCGAGACCUACGAGCCCUACGUGACGAACAUCAUGCGCUUCCUGGAGAAGUACCGGGACGCGGCCCAGAAGGACGACAUGGUCUUCGAGGACUGCGGCAAUGUGCCCAGCGAUUACAAAGACCGAGGCGCCUUCGACAGCGACCCCGGCCAGCGGAAGGUCUGCAGGUUCAAGGUCGAGUGGCUGGGCAACUGCUCUGGGAUCAACGACGAAUCGUACGGCUACAAGGACGGCAAGCCCUGUGUCUUCAUCAAGCUCAACCGCAUCCUGGGCUUCAAACCCAAGCCUCCCAAGAACGAGACCUUGGAGGGUCUUCCAAUGCUGAAGUACAACCCCUAUGUCCUGCCCGUCCAGUGCACCGGCAAGCGGGACGAGGACAAGGAUAAGGUUGGGAACGUGGAGUACUUCAGCCUGGGCAACUACCCCGGCUUCCCGCUGCAGUACUACCCUUACUACGGCAAGCUGCUGCAGCCCAAGUACCUGCAGCCGCUGCUGGCCGUGCAGUUCACCAACCUCACCAUGGACACGGAGGUCCGCGUGGAGUGUAAGGCGUACGGGGAGAACAUUGGGUACAGUGAGAAAGACCGCUUUAUGGGACGCUUCGAUGUAAAGAUUGAAGUUAAGAGCUGAUCACAAGCACAAAACCUUUCCCACUAGCCAUUUAAAGAGUUAAGAGAAAAAAAAAAAGAUACAAAAAACCUACUAGUCUUGAACAAACUGUCAUUACGUAUGGGACCUACACUUAAUCUCUAUGCUUCACACUAGCUUCUCCGCAUCUCAUAGGUUAGAAUGUAAAUUUAAAAAAAGUGUAGCAAUAGCAACAAAAAAAAAAUAUUUAUUCUACUGUAAAUGACAAAAGAGAAAACAUAACAAAUCGAGCCUUGGGACGUGCCCAUUUUUACUGUAAAUUAUGAUUCCAUACUGACCCUGGCGAGCAGCGUCCCCGCCCCGAGCAUUGCUGCGUGCGCGUCCCCGUCCGUGCGCGUCCCCGUGGGCGCGCCCGCCCGUCACUCUCAAGCCAUGUUUUAUCGUCUCUGUUUUCUACUUCGUGUGAGCAAGUUCGCUGUCCAAGGUGUACAUAUGCAUCGGGAAUGACACUGGCAUGUCCUUCUCCCGGGGGUGGGGGGUGGCUCUUUCCAAGAGGAAGGCCCGCCUGCGAGCGUUUUCACACUCCAUGGUCUCUCUCCCGUGGUGGUGGGCCUUUCUGCCCCGGGCGGGGGGCCGGGGGGGGGGCUGCGCGGAGCGGCACCGGACAGACGGGAGGGGUGUGCUGUGCCUGGGGAGCGCCGGCCUGCCCUCGCCCUGCCCCCGCUCGCCCGCGCUGGCCAGGGUCAGCCCGGGCUUGGCUUUGAGCGUUUUCCUUUCCUUUCUCUCUGAGGCAUCACGUGCUGGUGCUGUGUCUUCAUGAAUGUGUUAACCAUUGUCAUGGUGGAAGAAUUUUAUAUUUAUGCAGUUGUACAAUUUUAUUUUAUUUUUUCCUGCAAGAAAAAAAAGUGUAAUGUAUGAAAUAAACCAAAGUCACUUGUUUGAAAAAUAAACCUUUAUUUUGGACUUUAUAAAAGCAACGCAGUUUUAGCCCAUAGACGGUGUCCGUGCUGUCCGCAGCCACCUCCAUGUCCCCGUGUGUAUCGCGCAGGACUGCAGCGCCUUGUUGAUCUUGUACUCGGUCAGGUUCAAACAGUGGACAAUAAAAGAAUGAACGUGC